This is a messenger RNA of Arachis stenosperma, 1209 nucleotides long. RefSeq lists its product as uncharacterized. The coding region runs from base 1 to 1209 and encodes 402 amino acids. The transcript has 2 exons. The record is from RefSeq and is a predicted model, not a curated record. Lineage: Eukaryota; Viridiplantae; Streptophyta; Magnoliopsida; Fabales; Fabaceae.
AUGGAUCAUUCUUCAGAAGGCUCACUCAUGAAAAAGAAAACCAUUGAAGAGGCCAUAGAUGUCAUUGAAACUGUAGCUGAAAAUGAGUAUUUCUAUACCUCAGAAAGGACUCCAAAGAAAACACCAAAUGACCCACACUCUAAGACAUACAACCCAGGUUGGAAGAACCACCCAAACUUUGGGUGGGGAAAUCAGCAAAACCAAAACCAGGACCACAACAAGCUUUAUCCAUCAAAUCAACAUCCCAACCACAACCCCAACCAUCAAACAGGGAACCAUAGACCCUACCAUAACUCACAAAAUACAUCAUACCAUAACAACCAACCCAUACACAACAACCUCAAUCAAGAUACACCACCAUCAACUAUGCAACCAUGCGAAAUCAAGAGCAACUUUGAGAGGAUGGAGGCUGCAAUAGCACAACUAUCAUCCCAGAUUUCAGGGGCAGUCUCCUCUCUCAUGGACAGACAAGCACAAACUGAUAGAAGGAUAGAUGCUAAUCAAGAGGAAUACAGGUCAAAUCUGAAAAAUCAAGGUGCAGCAAUCUUAAAGUUGGAAGCACAAGUGGGCAUCCUGUCCAAGCAAAUCCCACUUUCCACACACACAUUUCCCAGCGAUACCAUGGCUAAUCCAAGAGGGGAAUGCAAAUCCAUAACUCUAAGACGUGGGAAGAUUGUAGAGGAAGAAACCUCAAGCAAAGAUAAUCAUGAAGAUGUUGCAUCAAAACAUGGGAACGAGGAUGAAAGGGAGACCCCGGCUUCACCUCCACCCAAACCAGUCUUGAAGGCUUAUGUGCCAAAGGCACCAUACCCACAAAGACUGAGAAAAGAUGGGAAGGUUGGCCAGUUCUCUAAGUUCCUAGAGAUCUUCAAGAUGCUCCAAAUCAACAUACCAUUUGCUGAGGUAUUAGAACAUAUGCCACUCUAUGCCAAGUUUUUAAAGAAGCUUAUAACCAAAAAAAGGAACUGGGAGGCAAAAGAAACCAUAGUAUUGACUGAGGAAUGUAGCGCUAUCAUACAGAAGAAGUUGCCUCAAAAGCUGAAAGACCGGGGGAGUUUUCAAAUCCCCUGCAUCAUAGGGGACAUUACUAUUGAGAAAGCUUUGUGUGAUUUGGGAGCUAGCAUAAACCUUAUAUCCCUAACCAUGAUGAGAAGGAUGAAGAUUGAGGAAGCCAAGCCAACAAGAAUGGCACUCCAAUUAGCUGACUGA